Messenger RNA from Saccharomyces cerevisiae S288C, 273 nucleotides. RefSeq names its product Mhf1p (gene MHF1). The record is from RefSeq and is marked reviewed. The transcript has a single exon. Bases 1 to 273 code for a protein of 90 amino acids. Gene Ontology annotation, molecular function: protein heterodimerization activity. Gene Ontology annotation, cellular component: FANCM-MHF complex. Lineage: Eukaryota; Fungi; Ascomycota; Saccharomycetes; Saccharomycetales; Saccharomycetaceae.
AUGAAUGACGAUGAAGAUAGAGCCCAACUGAAGGCUAGGCUGUGGAUCCGUGUGGAAGAACGAUUACAACAGGUGUUGUCCUCUGAGGACAUAAAAUACACACCGAGAUUCAUCAACUCAUUGCUGGAGUUAGCAUAUCUACAAUUGGGUGAAAUGGGGAGCGAUUUGCAGGCAUUUGCUCGGCAUGCCGGUAGAGGUGUGGUCAAUAAGAGCGACCUCAUGCUAUACCUGAGAAAGCAACCUGACCUACAGGAAAGAGUUACUCAAGAAUAA